Molecule: messenger RNA, 465 nt
Organism: Cyanistes caeruleus (blue tit)
Lineage: Eukaryota; Metazoa; Chordata; Aves; Passeriformes; Paridae
Source: RefSeq, a predicted model, not a curated record
GCCCCCGGGCGGGGCCAGUAUCGGGUUUCACAUCCUGCCCCGCUCGCGGGCAGAGCGGCCAUGGCGGAGAGCUCAGACUGGGUGGAGAUCAUCGAGCCCCGCUCCCAGGAGCGGAUGUAUGUGAACCUGACCACUGGGGAGUGCAGCUGGGAGCCCCCUCCCAACCUGAAGGUGCGCCAGUCAGACCAGAAGCAGUGGUGGGAACUCUUUGACCAGAACAACAACCGCUUCUACUACUACAAUGCCAUCACACGGCAGACAGUGUGGCACCGGCCCCAGGGCUGUGACAUUGUGCCCUUGGCACAGCUCCAGGCCAUGAAGGGCAGCUCCCAGCCUGACUGCUGUGCCCAGGAGCACCGAGGCAGCGGUGACAGAAGCACCAUCAUCCAAAUGGCCGUCCUCCAGGAGAUGGAUAAGGGCAAGUGGGACAGUGCGGUGGAGAAGAGGAAAGAUCUUGCCAGGUAG